AUGGUAUCAGAGCCAAAUUUUUUCCCUAACCACCGCCCUCGCAAGGGAAGCAGACACGACACUCUCUGCAUGAACGCUCCCUGAGUCGGUUGAAACCUUCCUGUCUGGGGAGCCCUGUUCGCAGCCUUUGAUUGCACCAUGGUUUAUGCACGUCAGAAAGAGGAUCCAUGGAACUCUAUCAUCGCUGGAGCUGCUACCAGUGGCUUUCUAUCUAUGCGUCAGGGUCCCGCCUCCGCAGGAAGAGCAACGAUUUUCGGUGUGAUCCUUCUUGCGCUCUUUGAGGGUGCAAGUAUCAUGCUCAACAGAGUUCUCAGCAUGCCACAGAACCUCCCUCCUAUGGAUGAUCCCAAUCUCGCGACAAUGAUGGCAGUUGGUGGAGGAGCCGAAGUCCCGCCCGGUUUCCUGCCACUGGGGGUUGGGCCAUCAACUAUGCCACCUGCUGUGAUGACAAAUGAUGUCGGUGCUGCUUCUUCACCAUCCUCUUCUUGGUUUGGUGGUUUAUUUGGUGAAAGAGAAGAAGAGGGUCAAGAGGACGGAAGUGGGUGGCUUUGUUUGGAAGCCUCUAGCACCUCCCUGUGGAUGGCACACUUGGCGUCCCUUACCAUCAGUUUGCAACCGGGAUGUCAUUCAUGAGGCAGUUAAUUUUGCUUGCUGAGUUUGAUUACAUGAACCAUAUAGAACUGCUGGCCAAUAUUAAGCAGGAAACAAUGGUUGGGGAAGAAAUUAGAGGCCAUCCCUUCCAUCCUCCACCAUACAUCCAUUAUGGCAAGCCACUACUACAUCAAUGGCUCUACGUCAAUGCGAGUCAACAGGAAACCACGGUGGAAAUGACAUCUUUAACGUAAAAACAUACUUCAUGCAUCUUUCAUAGCAAAGCCACCUACUUCCCUCAUUUUUACUCUCUUCUUCUCUUCCUCUCUUCCACGGUCUCUCCUGCUUCUACCACUAUUGGUGCCAUGGCAGACUUUGUUUUUGGCCCACUGGGUUGUUGGCCCAAUCAUGGAUAAGUUCAUCAGCGCUUGCGCUGAUUACCUGCAAGAUCAGUACUUCAGAUGGCGGACAGGCAUGAUAAUUUCUCUUUAUGCUAUACGUUUCUUCUGCCUUCGUAUGAUGGCAGAUUGUUUGUCUCUUUAUGCUUACUCUUAGCUCUGAUAUUUUGAAAG
Molecule: messenger RNA, 1163 nt
Organism: Phalaenopsis equestris
Lineage: Eukaryota; Viridiplantae; Streptophyta; Magnoliopsida; Asparagales; Orchidaceae
Product: mitochondrial import inner membrane translocase subunit TIM17-2-like
Exons: 4
Biological process (GO): protein import into mitochondrial matrix
Cellular component (GO): TIM23 mitochondrial import inner membrane translocase complex; mitochondrial inner membrane
Molecular function (GO): transmembrane protein transporter activity
Source: RefSeq, a predicted model, not a curated record